Rhizoctonia solani is the source of this 1824-nucleotide messenger RNA. Its product is annotated as Transposase family tnp2. The record is from RefSeq and is a predicted model, not a curated record. The transcript has 4 exons. Lineage: Eukaryota; Fungi; Basidiomycota; Agaricomycetes; Cantharellales; Ceratobasidiaceae. Bases 1 to 1824 code for a protein of 607 amino acids.
AUGAUCUGUGUUGGUGUCAUUCCUGGUCCACAAUGCCCCAACGAUAUCAAUUCAUUUCUUCAGCCCCUGAUCAACGAGCUCCGAGAGCUAGCACGUGGAGUGGCAGCUGUUGAUGUCAAUCAACGCAAGCUAUUUUUGCUACGUGCACAUCCUUUGACCAUAUUUGGCGAUAUCCCAGCGCUUACCAAAGUCUUGGAGUUUAUUGGGCACAAUGGUUGCUUCCCUUGCCGAUUUUGUCUUAUGCCAACUGUACCUGGUCCAACAUCAGGUGGUGGAUUCCACCGCUAUUGUCCCUUACACCAGCCCAAUGGAUUUCGAAUGGACCCAUUAAACCUCCCACUCCGUGAACAUGACGACACUAUCAAAACCGGUCUCAAAGUUCUCAAGGCAAAAAAUGAAGCGGAACGCAAACAACUAGCAACCAAAUCAGGUGUCAAGGGUGUCACACUCUUUGCUCGUGUACCCUCCAUCUCCAUCCCACGCUCCUUCCCUGUCGAUCUUAUGCAUAUGAUUUGGCAAAACCUUCUUCCGCAACUAAUUGACCUAUGGACUGGGGAUUUCAAUGAUUUGGAUGGCGGACUUGAAGAUUAUGAACUGAAGAAGGACGUCUGGGGCGCCCUCUGUGAAGCUUGUAUCCCAUCUCGGCAAACAAUGCCAACGUCCUUUGGCUGCGCUGUCCCUGAUCCCCGAAAACGCUCCUACUUCAUUGCUGAGACUUGGAAUGUUUUUACGACACAACUGGCUCCCUCGCUUCUACGCAAGAGGUUCUCUGAUCAACGUUAUUACCGGCAUUUUGUUCGCCUUGUCAAACUCCUUAGUCUUGUUGUCUCAUUCGAUCUACCGCGUGACAAGACUCCAGAAAUUCGACAAGGUUUCGCCGAAUGGGUAGAGGAGUAUGAACAGAUAUAUUACCAGUUUGAUGAGGAUAGGCUUCAGACUUGUCCCGUCAAUGUUCAUUAUCUCCUUCACAUUGCUGAUUCAAUCGAGUACAUGGGACCUAUAUGGUGUUACUGGGCUUAUCCCAUGGAGCAAUUCUGCAGCUUCAUCAUUAAUUCGGUCAAAAGUCGGCGGUAUCCAUAUGCUAACAUUGAUGAGCGUGUACUUAACCGAGCCCGCUUGCAAAUUAUUCUACGGAAACACCGACUCAUUGACAAAGAGCCAUUCACUAGGAGAAGGCGACCAGAGGAGUCUGAUGGCGCAACUCUUGUCCGAGGCUAUCCGCUUGUGUUUCUGUUAAGCCUGCACUCAAAGCACCUCCGUGUAGACCAACAGCUACGGCGGCAAAUCAUUCGUUAUCUCACAACUUGCUUCGAAAUACUUUCCUCUGAAGCCGAAGCAAUUAUUCCUGAAGAACUCGAGCAAUGGGGGCGAUUGCGAAUAGGGAACGGAGGGGAUGAAGUACAUGCCCGUGGUUUCCAUAAGUUGCGGCCCGAUGGAAGGGAUGCUGCUUUUGUCCGUUAUCAACUUAUGGUAGAUCAAGAUGCCAACAACAUCAAUGCAGCCCCUCGAUUUGAGGAAGAAAGCCAAUACGGCAAGCUUCAGCAUAUAUUUGUUCUUACCAUCCCCCCCAGUACUCGCAACAUUAACCCUCACCGAACAAAGAAGCGACACUUGCUUCUGGCACAACUUUACGAAGUGCCAGUUGAAAUAGACGAAACCGACGAAUACAAGGUCAUAUGGUACAAGGGGAAACUGGGCUCGGGCGAAGUUGUUGAUGUACAGACCAUACAGUGCUCAGUUGGGCGCAUAAAAGAUGGUAAUGUAUGGUGGAUAGUGGAUCGCAGUGCCGAUAAUACGUUUGCCUACCCCGAGUUUAUAGAUUAA